Molecule: messenger RNA, 3139 nt
Organism: Capsicum annuum
Lineage: Eukaryota; Viridiplantae; Streptophyta; Magnoliopsida; Solanales; Solanaceae
Product: microtubule-associated protein TORTIFOLIA1
Exons: 7
Coding region: 209-2770 (853 amino acids)
Biological process (GO): circumnutation; multicellular organism development; unidimensional cell growth
Cellular component (GO): cortical microtubule, transverse to long axis
Molecular function (GO): microtubule binding
Source: RefSeq, a predicted model, not a curated record
CCCCCCCAACCCACUCAUCAAGUAGAUCUCCUUUUUCCUUUCAAAUUUUUUUCCCUACAAUUUCUUGCUUCCUUUUUCAGUUACCCAAAAUCCUUCUUCCUUUCACUUUCAACCAUUUCAAAAAUCUCCUCUUCUUCAACAAUGGCUCACUAAUCUCCACAAAAAUCAACUCACAUUGUACCAAAAUCCCCCAAAAUUCCCAUAAAAAAUGGCAUCUCAAAUACCCAAAUCUUCAAAACCCACAAAACCCUCAACCCCAUCAUUGUUAAUCCCUGCAAAAUCAUCAUCCUCAUUAUCGACUCAUUUAGCUAUGAUUGAGCUAAAACAAAGAAUCUUGACAUCAAUUUCUAAGCUAUCUGAUAGAGACACUCAUCAAAUCGCAGUUGAAGAUCUCGAAAAAAUCAUCCAAACCCUCUCAAACGACGGCGUUUCAAUGCUCCUCAACUGUCUCUACGACGCCAGCAGCGACCCCAAACCCGCUGUCAAGAAGGAGGCAGUCCGUCUACUCCCAACGGUAUGUGCUUCGCAUCGCGACUUCGCGAUGAUCCAUUUGGGGAGAAUCAUUGGAAAUGUGGUUAAGAGGCUGAAAGAUUCGGAUUCAGGGGUGAGGGACGCGUGUCGCGAUGCGAUUGGAUCGUUGGCGGCUUUGUACUUGAAGGGAGGUGAAGGGGAGAAUGUGGGGUUGUUCGUGAAGCCGUUGUUUGAAGGGAUGAAUGAGAAUAACAAGACGGUACAGAGUGGUGCGGCGUUGUGUAUGGCGAAAAUGGUGGAAUGUGCUAGCGAUACACCUGUAUCGGCGUUUCAAAAGAUGUGUACGAGGAUAUGCAAGUACCUUAACAGUCCGAAUUUCAUGGCGAAAGCUUCUUUGUUGCCUGUUGUAUCGAGCUUAUCGCAGGUAGGAGCUAUAGCACCGCAAAAUUUGGAACCUUUAUUGCAGGCCAUUCACGAAUGCCUCGGCAAUACAGACUGGGCAACUCGUAAAGCUGCAGCUGAUACAUUAAGUGCCUUGGCGUUGAAUUCAAGCAACUUGGUAGCAGGAGGAGCCACUUCCACUUUAACCGUGCUUGAGGCUUCUCGGUUUGACAAGAUAAAACCUGUGAGAGACAGUAUGUUGGAGGCUUUGCAGCACUGGAAGAAAAUUGCAGGAAAAGAAGAUGGUGCAACAGAUGAUCAGAAAGCUGCAUGUCUUGAUGGUGAAACUUCUGAAUCUGCCGGAUCAUCAGAAAAGAAGGACCUCCGAAAUGCUGUGGGCCUAUUAAAGAAGAGAGCUCCUGCCUUGUCAGACAGAAAAUUGAACCCAGAUUUCUUUCAGAAACUUGAAGCAAGGCGUUCAAGUGAUUUGCCUGUGGAAGUGGUUGUCCCUCGUCAAUGUCUUAAUUCAUCGAAUGCACCAGCUGAAGUAGAGUCUGAGCCCGACAAAGCAGAAACAGGACAGGGAAUAUUGAGGAAAGGCCAGCUUGAUGCUAGGUAUAGUAGCACGGAGAGUCAAACUUCUGGGGUAAGUGGCAGAGAACAUGAUAUUGAUGAGGGAGAUUUGACUCAGAGGGAACAAUCGAGUUACCGUGCUGGUUUUGCAAAAAAUGCUGGUCCACCUGAGGGGUUUAUGACUAACAAAGGAAACUGGCUUGCCAUUCAAAGACAAUUGUUACUUCUGGAGAGACAACAGGCUCAUCUGACGAAUAUGUUGCAGGAUUUCAUGGGUGGAUCUCAUGGUAGCAUGGUGGCUCUCGAGAAUAGAGUACGUGGCCUUGAAAGAGUCGUUGAAGAUAUGGCACGUGAUUUAUCUCUUUCAGCAGGUAGAAGAGGUGGUACUUUUACGGCGAGAUUCGAUGAAUCUCUUAAUAGGCCUCUGGGUAAGUAUAAUGGCUUCCAUGAUUACUCAAGUACCAAGCUAGGUAGAGGUAGUGAAGGGAGCAUCGCAUUUGGCGAGAGGUUUGUACCAUCUGACGGUAAUUCAUCAGGUAUGAGGGGAAGGAGUCCACCACGUAGAUCUGAUAAUCCUGAUGCUUGGGAUUUUCAUUCGUAUGGUAAGAAUGGGCAAUCAGGCUCUAGGAGAGGUAUAGGUAGUGGCUCCAUGGAUGCUAGGUCAUCUAAACCAGAAAACGAGAUAGAUCAGGUUGGCACCAGGAGGGGAUGGGCUAAAGGAGCAGGACUCGUUAGGUUUGGUGAGGGGCCUUCUGCCAGAAGUAUCUGGCAAGCCUCGAAGGAUGAAGCAACCUUGGAGGCAAUCCGUGUGGCUGGUGACGACAAUGGAACUGCUCGAGGUGCGAGAGUAGCUAUUCCAGAAUUAGAGGCUGAAGCACUAACAGAUGACAAUAAUGUGCAAGAGCGUGAUCCAGUUUGGACUUCCUGGACCAAUGCAAUGGAUGCAUUUUCUGUUGGUGAUAUGGAUUCAGCUUUUUCUGAAGUUUUGUCUACUGGAGAUGAUUUCUUGCUUGUGAAGCUCAUGGAUAGAUCAGGCCCAGUGAUUGAUCAACUGUCAAAUGAGGUGGGAAGUGAGGCUUUACAUGCUGUUGCCCAGUUUCUUCUGGAGCCAAACUUGACAGACAUCUGUUUAUCGUGGGUCCAACAGUUGCUAGAAAUCGUCAUAGAAAAUGGACCUGAGGUAGUGGACAUUCCUAUGGAAGUGAAAAAAGAGCUGCUGUUAAAUUUGAACGAAAUUUCAUCAUCAGUAGACAUACCCGAGGACUGGGAAGGUGCAACACCAGAGCAACUGUUGUUGCAGUUGGCAUCUGCUUGGGAUAUCGAUCUACAAGAGCUGGAGAAGUAACUGUGCGCUACUCAUUCACCUGUUACAUGAAGUUAGUGUCUCGUGAAUUUUCUCCCCGGCAAGCUCAUUUCCCAAUUAUUCACCCAGGCAUGAUGUUAGUGUCAUGAACUUUCUCUGGGGCUCGCUCAAUUUACCUGGAAGUAACUCUUUUCCCAGUCUGCUAGUUUAGUUUGGAGUCAUUUCGGCACUGGUUCAUAUUUCGAGAUUUGAUGUAAAUUGGAAAUUCGUGUACUUGGGCAGUCUGCUUCGCUUGUAAAUCACAAUUUUGCUGUCAUGUUUACGAAAAUUGUACUCCUAAUCGCAGAUUGUUCUUGUAUCUCGACAGUGAAGUGGUCGAUGAAAGUUAUAUAUAAGACUUCUGUUUUCAUA